Molecule: messenger RNA, 930 nt
Organism: Neomonachus schauinslandi (Hawaiian monk seal)
Lineage: Eukaryota; Metazoa; Chordata; Mammalia; Carnivora; Phocidae
Product: olfactory receptor 8I2-like
Biological process (GO): sensory perception of smell; G protein-coupled receptor signaling pathway
Cellular component (GO): membrane
Molecular function (GO): G protein-coupled receptor activity; olfactory receptor activity; odorant binding
Source: RefSeq, a predicted model, not a curated record
AUGACUGGGAACAAUUUCACUGAGGUGACCCUCUUCAUCCUCUCUGGAUUUGCUAAUCACCCUGAACUACAAGUCAGUCUUUUCUUAAUGUUCCUCUUUAUUUAUCUGUUCACUGUUUUGGGAAACCUUGGGCUCAUCAUGUUAAUCGGAAUUGACCCUCAGCUUCACAUACCAAUGUAUUUUUUUCUUAGCCACUUAGCGUUCAUUGACAUAUUUUAUUUCUCCACUGUAACACCCAAAGCACUGGUAAAUUUCCAAUCCCAACAGAAAACCAUCUCUUUUGUUGCCUGCUUUGUUCAAAUGUACUUUUUUAUGGGUUUGGUGUGCAGUGAGUGUUUCCUUCUAGGAUCAAUGGCCUAUGACCGCUACGUGGCAAUCUGCAAUCCCUUAUUGUAUUCGGUGAUUAUGUCCCAGAAAGUGUGCAACUGGCUGGGAGUCCUGCCAUAUGCAAUAGGCUUCACGAAUUCUCUGGUCUCAGUCUGUGUGAUAAGCAGCUUGGCAUUUUGUGAUUCCAGCAUCAAUCAUUUCUUCUGUGAUGCCACAGCUCUUUUGGCCCUGUCCUGUGCAGAUGCCUUCAACGAAAUGGUGAUCUUUAUUUUAGUGGGGACCACACUUCUCAGUUCCCUGCUCCUCAUCACAGUCACCUACACUGCCAUCAUCUCAGCCAUCCUGAGGAUCCAGUCUGCAGCAGGCAGACAGAAGGCCUUUUCCACCUGCACAUCCCACCUCAUGGGUGUAACUAUCUUCUACGGGUCCCUGAUUUUCACAUAUUUGCAGCCUGAUAACACACCAUCCCUGACCCAGGCACAGGUAGCAUCUGUCUUCUAUACCAUUGUCAUUCCAAUGAUGGAUCCACUGAUCUAUAGUCUGAGGGACAAAGAUGUGAAAAAUGCUUUCCUGAGAGUCAUACAUAGAAAACUUUUGUCAUGA